AUGAAAGACUGCCUUGCCUUCCCCAAAGCUGUUCUUAUCCAGGGUGGACCGCAGUUUCGAUCUCGCAUAGAUCUUAUCAACACCCCCAGCGGGAGUCGAACGGUGACAGUGCAGAAUGGGAGCCUGAAACAUUAUCCACUCGGCCGCAUUGCCACAAAUGCACUUGGAUCACAGGACAAAUGUGAAUUUCAAGGAAGGCCAGGCCUGGAUAAGAACAACUUUUGGGAAAGCAAGGAUAUCUGA
Protopolystoma xenopodis is the source of this 243-nucleotide messenger RNA. NCBI's taxonomy places the organism in Eukaryota, Metazoa, Platyhelminthes, Monogenea, Polystomatidea, Polystomatidae. The record is from the annotation of a GenBank genome assembly.